CGCAACUUUCACACCUCGAGACGGAGGAGUAGUUCGCAAAAGAGAUACUACACGCACGAUGAUCACCCAAUCGACGCGGCGGCCCCUGAGCAGCUGGAAAGCCGUGCUCAGGCGCGCCCGCCAGCAGCAGCAGCAACGAACCCCGGCGGUAUUCCGAUCGAUGGCCACCGAAACCACUCCCACCUCCUCAGAAGCAGCUCCGCCUCCAGCUCCUCCCGCCUCUACCCCUACCUCUAAACCCUCCGCGGGCGCGGUCUCGCUAAAGCAUAUCACCUUCCACACCAUAAAAUCGCCCACAACUCCAAAGAAACCCAUCCGCACCGCCUUCGCAGUAUACCCGCGCGUCCCCUCAGCCCGCAAAACGAACCCCGCCGCGCUGGAAGCCUACCACGCGCAGCAAAUCCGACGUCUCGACCGCACCGGCGCCCGAACCUCGCUCUUCUCCAAAAAGAACCCAGACUGCGCGAAACCAGGCGACGUCUUGCAAGUCACCACCCGCAAGGGGGGCGGGGAGCCGUUCGCGGGCGUAUGCCUGUCGAUCCGGCGCGCGGGCGUGGAUACUGCUAUCUUAUUGCGUAAUCAUGUGGCCAAGGUGCCCGUGGAGAUGUGGUACAAGAUCUACUCGCCCAACGUGCUGGGCAUCGAGAUCGUCUGGCGCCGCCCCAAGCGCGCCCGCCGCGCCCGCCUCACUUACAUGCGCCAGCCCCGCCACGACAUGGGCAACGUCGACCACCUCGUCGAGGCCUGGCGGCGCGCCAGGAACGUCUACUCGUCGUCCAAGGGCGGCGUGGGCAGGGGGGGCAAGGGGCAGAAGGGCGGGAAGCGGUAGGAUGGGCUUGGUUGGUUAUGAGAGAGGGGUGAUGACUUGGGGUGGUGGGGAGAUAUACGAAAAAGACAUGAAAGGAGAGAGGAGGGCAAGUAGAUUCGUUCCCUCUUGAUCUUGGUGGUGAAAUCGGUAUGUUGCGUGUAUAAACGCGUACUGGUUCUGUAGACAUGUACCAUAGGAAUACAAUCCACCAAAUGCCAAAAUAUUGAUAUACCAAAAAGGGGUAUAAAUCAC
This is a messenger RNA of Annulohypoxylon truncatum, 1060 nucleotides long. Its product is annotated as translation protein SH3-like domain-containing protein. Gene Ontology annotation, biological process: translation. Lineage: Eukaryota; Fungi; Ascomycota; Sordariomycetes; Xylariales; Hypoxylaceae. The coding region runs from base 59 to 829 and encodes 256 amino acids. Gene Ontology annotation, cellular component: mitochondrial large ribosomal subunit; ribosome. Gene Ontology annotation, molecular function: structural constituent of ribosome. The transcript is spliced from 2 exons. The record is from RefSeq and is a predicted model, not a curated record.